This is a messenger RNA of Mucor velutinosus, 405 nucleotides long. RefSeq lists its product as uncharacterized. The record is from RefSeq and is a predicted model, not a curated record. Bases 1 to 405 code for a protein of 134 amino acids. The transcript is spliced from 3 exons. Lineage: Eukaryota; Fungi; Mucoromycota; Mucoromycetes; Mucorales; Mucoraceae. Gene Ontology annotation, cellular component: membrane. Gene Ontology annotation, molecular function: transmembrane transporter activity.
AUGAAUCACGCAUCUCCACCAUCUAUGAACACUGACAGCGAGGAAACCAAAGUUUCCACUGACAAGGAUGAAGGCUAUCUCGAUCUGGAAGCUAGCAAUGCCAAGGAGAAAUCCCGCAUGGAAUUUGACUCUGGGUUUUCAUGUGUAUCACUUGAGAAUAGCAGCACUUCAUUUGCAGAGACAAAAGACGUUCAGCAUAUCAACUCACAAGAUGAAAAGAAAUUAGUCAGAACACUAGACAUCAGAAUCAUGCCUUUGUUUUGCUUGUUUUAUUUUGCUGAUUUUCUCGAUCGUGCAAACAUUGGAAAUGCAACCUUGGCCGGUCUUCAGACGGAUCUUGAGAUGACCGCAUAUGAAUUGAGCACAGCUAUAUCAGCAUUCUUUAUUACUUAUGUAAGAAGAUGA